This is a messenger RNA of Purpureocillium lilacinum, 1035 nucleotides long. RefSeq lists its product as uncharacterized. Lineage: Eukaryota; Fungi; Ascomycota; Sordariomycetes; Hypocreales; Ophiocordycipitaceae. The record is from RefSeq and is a predicted model, not a curated record.
AUGGCGCCGGCUAAGAGGAGCGCAAAGUCGGAUGCCGCGGUGGCGGCCAAGGCUCAUGAGGCGCUCGACAAGGUGGCGGAUGCGCAGGCCGUCGUGCCUGCGCUGCGACAACAGCAGCAGCAGGGGAAGCUCCCCGUCGCGUUGCAGUUCCCCAUCGCGGCGGCCCUGAGCUUCGCGCUCGCGAGCCUGGGCUACAGCAUCGUUGGGGAGGUGAGCAAGGGGGAGCUGGUCUCUGUGAUCCACGCGCAGGAUACGUGGGGCCAGGUGGCGAUCUUGGCUGGGUGGAGGAUCAUCGAGCUGGCCGUCGCGUGGUUUGGCAAUAUGGACAGCUUGGACGUGGCCAUGAUGGACCUCUUGUCCCAUGCGCCGUCGCUCUAUCUUCUCGCGACCUUUUACUCCCUCAGCCCCAAGACUGCGGUGUCGGCGCUCGUCGUCGAUGUUGUCUCGGCAGCCGUGCCUUUUGCGCUUAUGCGCCCCCUCUCCGAGAUCCAUCGGCCGGGCAAGGGCGGUAACCGCGAGCUCAUCGAUCUGCCUAUGCAGCUCUAUACGGCGGCUCUGUCCACGGGAAUCUACACUGUGAUCCUCGCCCUGUCGCUCCGGCUCAUGCUGCCGCGCAUUCUGGUCGUCUACUUUUCCGGCCUGCCCAGCGUGGAGCCCGCGUACUCGGCGACGUAUACCGCUGUGCUUCCCGUAACGGGCGUGUUGGGGGCGGCGGCGAGCCUCUUCAUCUUCGCGCCGUUCGCCACGACGGGCAAGUCCAAGGAGGACGACAAGCUGGGCAAGUUCGACCCCGUGGAUGCGACGCUCGGGCAGACGGUGCGGUGGAACCUCUGGGGCUACACGGCCAAGACCAAGGUGGUGAUCCGGCGGACGGCGGUGGCGGCCUUUGUGACGGGCGUCAACACGUACCUGGCGUGCACCAUGACCAUUUCCGGCAUCGAGUCGACGGGUGCGGUGGCAUAUGCCGCCGUCUGGGUCGUUGCCGCGUUGAGCACGGGACUGGGCCUCGGAUUGGUCGGCGGCGGUAGCGACUGA